AUGGCUACCCAAACCGAAACUCUCCCUUCCGCCGUUGGCUCGCUCUCGCUUUCCGGCUCGCUCAACCCGCUCAAGUCGACCGGCGCGCUCGACCAGUACAAGCCGGUUGAGCUUACGCCUGUCAUCGGAACGCAAUUCCGCGGCGUCCAGCUUGUCGACUUGCUUGACGCGCCCAAUGCCGACGACUUGCUCAAGGAGCUGGCCAUCACGAUUCACCGCCGCAAUGUCGUCUUUUUCAAGGAACAGCAGGCCCAACUCACGAACGACCAGCUCAAGCGCCUCGCAACGAAACUCGGACAGCUCACGGCCUCGGCAGCCGGUACCGAGUGGGGUGGCCUGCACAUCCACCCGACUGAGAAGCACCGCGACGACAACGAGAUCUCGCCGAUUACUGCCAAGGCGUUUGUCGCCGGCAGGAAACGCUCCCGCCAGAGCGGCAGCUUGCUCGCCUCGCGCGGAUGGCACACCGAUAUCACUUUCGAGCCCGUCCCGUCUGACAUCGCCAUCCUCAACGUGUGGGAAAUCCCUGAGAACGGCGGAGACACGCUCUGGGCCAGCGCAUACGAGGCCUACGACCGCCUGACUCCCGCCCUCGCCAAGUUCCUCGAAGGCCUGACCGCCCUUCACGAUGGCAACCACUUCCACAAGGUUGCCGAGCUCCAACAGAAGCCGCUUUAUGACGGCGUGCGCGGACACUCUCUGAACAAGGGCGCGAACCUCCAGGCUGUUCACCCGCUCAUCACGGUCAACCCGGUGACGGGCUGGAAAGGCUUGUUCGUGAACCAGGUCUUUACCAAGCGGAUCGUCGAGCUGAGCGAAGACGAGUCGGACCACCUGCUCAAGUACCUCUUCACGCUCGUCAAGGAGAACCACGACUUGCAGGUUCGCUUCAAGUGGGACAAGGACGACGUCGCGCUGUGGAGCAACACUUCGAGCUACCACAACGUCACCCUCGACUACACCGGCUACAACCGCACGGGUCACCGCGCCGUCUCGCUCGGCUCGAAGCCGUUCUUCACGGGCGAGGGCAAGUCGAGGAGGGAGGACUUGGGGCUCGGGGCUUGGAUCGAGUAG
Messenger RNA from Rhodotorula toruloides NP11, 1074 nucleotides. Its product is annotated as taurine dioxygenase. The coding region runs from base 1 to 1074 and encodes 357 amino acids. Gene Ontology annotation, molecular function: 2-oxoglutarate-dependent dioxygenase activity. The record is from RefSeq and is a predicted model, not a curated record. The transcript is spliced from 9 exons. Lineage: Eukaryota; Fungi; Basidiomycota; Microbotryomycetes; Sporidiobolales; Sporidiobolaceae. Gene Ontology annotation, cellular component: cytoplasm.